Nerophis ophidion (straightnose pipefish) is the source of this 5127-nucleotide messenger RNA. Its product is annotated as LIM and senescent cell antigen-like-containing domain protein 1. Bases 159 to 1169 code for a protein of 336 amino acids. Gene Ontology annotation, biological process: positive regulation of integrin-mediated signaling pathway; positive regulation of substrate adhesion-dependent cell spreading; cell-cell junction organization. The record is from RefSeq and is a predicted model, not a curated record. Lineage: Eukaryota; Metazoa; Chordata; Actinopteri; Syngnathiformes; Syngnathidae. The transcript is spliced from 10 exons. Gene Ontology annotation, cellular component: cytoplasm; focal adhesion; cell-cell junction.
UUUCCAUUUGGCAACACGUCCGCCAGUUGUGGCACGCCGAGCCAGCCCAGCCCAGACACGACUACUCCCCAUCCCACACAACUUUGUUUGCCGACAGAAAGAAACAAAACAAGGAACAAUUAAUUAGACACAUUCAUCGCAUUUUUGGAGGUGAAGAGAUGAUGCUGGGGGUGUCCGGGACGACGGGCAGCAUUGCCAAUGCCUUGGCGAGUGCGGCCUGUGAGCGAUGCAAGAGUGGCUUUGCUCCCACAGAGAAGAUCGUCAACAGCAAUGGAGAACUGUACCAUGAGCAGUGCUUCGUGUGUGCCCAGUGUUUCCAGCAGUUUCCAGAAGGACUUUUCUACGAGUUUGAAGGCAGGAAAUACUGUGAACACGACUUCCAGAUGCUGUUUGCUCCUUGCUGCCGCCAGUGUGGCGAGUUCAUCAUCGGGCGCGUCAUUAAGGCCAUGAACAACAGUUGGCACCCUGACUGCUUCUGUUGUGACAUCUGUCAGGCUGUGUUGGCAGACGUGGGCUUCGUCAAGAACGCCGGCAGGCACCUGUGUCGCCCGUGCCAUAAUCGGGAAAAGGCCCGUGGCCUGGGGAAGUACAUCUGCCAGAAGUGCCAUGCCAUCAUCGAGGAGCAGCCGCUGAUCUUUAAAAAUGACCCUUACCACCCGGACCACUUUAACUGCAACAAUUGCGGGAAGGAACUGACAGCCGAAGCCAGGGAACUGAAAGGUGAACUCUUCUGCCUGCCCUGCCACGACAAGAUGGGGGUGCCUAUCUGCGGCGCUUGCAGGAGACCGAUCGAGGGCCGCGUUGUCAACGCCAUGGGCAAGCAGUGGCAUGUUGAGCAUUUUGUGUGCGCCAAGUGUGAGAAGCCUUUCCUGGGCCAUCGCCACUAUGAGAGAAAGGGCUUGGCCUACUGUGAGACUCACUACAACCAACUGUUCGGCGACGUGUGCUACCACUGCAACCGUGUGAUUGAGGGCGAUGUGGUGUCUGCCCUCAACAAGGCCUGGUGCGUCACCUGUUUCUCCUGCUCCACCUGCAACACCAAACUCACUCUCAAGAACAAGUUUGUGGAGUUUGACAUGAAGCCCGUUUGUAAAAAGUGCUAUGAGAAGUUUCCUCUGGAGCUGAAGAAAAGGCUGAAGAAGCUGGCCGAAGCUUUGGGACGCAAGUAGGCAACAACACAGGAGUUCCCACAAUGGUGCUUUUUAGUCAUGACAGUUCACUUUUUAAAAAUGAUAUAUAUAUUUACAUAUACUGUAUGUCUAUAUAUAUGUGUAUCUAUGCAUGUAUGUAUGUAUGUGUAUCUCUCUCUCUAUAUAUAUAUAUAUAUAUAUAUAUAUAUAUAUAUAUAUAUAUAUAUAUAUAUAUAUAUUAAUUACACCUUUACAGUCGUCCCUCGUUUAUUGAGUGUAAUUGGUCCCUGGCCUGACUGUGUAAAACAAUGUUUAUUAUUACUGAAUCUAAUAUUUUGAUAGAGCAGAUGUGUCCAAGAGUGUUCAGCGGUUUGUGGCACAUUUAAAGAAAAAAGUGGAAAAAAAUACAUAUCUUGCAGCUAUUUUUUUAAUUGCUUGCAGCACAUUUUAAAGACACUUUUACAAAAAAAAACAUACAAAGUGGAAAUUACAAAAAAAAAUACUGUUAAAAGGGAGAAGCAGUAGGAAAUGGAUGGAUGGAUUAAAAAAAACAAAAAAAAACAUUAAAUAACGGUGACUAUCUUUACCGAUCUCAACAACGUAAUAUAACUACUAGAAUUGGGAAUCUUUGAGUACGUCACGAUUCAGCUCUAUUUUUGAUUCUUGGGGUGACGAUUCCACUAAGAAUCGAUUCUCGAUUUAGACCGAUUCUCGCAUUGUAAUAUUCGGUAAAACAAUUGUAACAUUUUCAAAACAGGGUAAGUGCGGGGUCUUACACAGUCUUAAAACUAAACAUUUGAAUUUGAGGCUCUAAAAUGUGUAAAAUUCUCCUAAAAUCUCAUAAAUGGUCUUAAAUACGAGGUCUUACAAAUCUAUUAUUCUUAGUUUUAUUUAAACCAUGCAGAAACUUCAGUCUUGUUUUUGAAUUGUUCGAUUUUUGAGGACGCUCGAUCAUAACUGCAAAACAGAACUAAAGUAGGCUACCUGUGCUGCCCGGUCGGAAGUAAUCGCGCAUCACCUCAUGGUGUUUGCUAAUAUUGUUUUUUAAUUAUUUUACAAUAGAGAAUCUUCUAGUGUAUUUAGUUCGUAAAGCCAAUGUGAAAGAGCAGUGAAUAAAUUCAUAGACUUACAACUCAUACUGGCUCUCUGAUUAUUCCUUGUGCUAGUCUUUAUAGAUAUGAAAAUGGCCUUAAAAUAUGUUCAAUAUGGUCUUAAAAAAGUCUUAAAAAGUCUUAAAUGUGACUUGCCGAAACUUGCAGAGACCCUGGUUACAUGUAAACAACCUUCUUUUGUUUGCAGACGAGCGGUAUGACAUAUACGUGCUGCAAGUAAACAUAGGAAUGGCCUAAAAACGUCUUUCAAACCAGGGUUCCACAACCUUUUUUCCACCAGGGACUGGUUUAAUGUAGGCACUAUUUUCACGGACCUCCGUGUGACAGAUAAAAACAGCAAAAAAACGAGCAUGAUCAAUUUGCCUUUGUCUACAAUCUGGCACAUUAACAUGUUACAUGUCCAUUAAUGUGCACUGUCCCAUGUACUCUAACAAAGGACUUGUAAUAUACAUCUAUUAACAAGAUUAUUGGUGUAUUUAGUGGGAAAAGCUAGUGUUAAGUCACAGAAAAUGGUUGGGGACCACUGUUUAAAACAAUUGAUUCUUAAAAAUGCCUACAUGAAUAAUUUAAUUGAUCUAUGACAGCGAUUUAGAGUCAUAAUAAGUAGGCAUUGCGAUCCGGAUGACAAUUUUUUUUUUUAGUACCCUUAAAAAAUACUGCACUGUAUUGCAAGUAAGACUUAAUUUUAGACUAAAAUUCAGGACCAAUUAUAUGUGAAAUGUUUUUAAAAAAACGACAAUCCAGGGUAUACUGAAACCGCAAAAUUUGAAGAGCGAGGGGCGACUGUAUAGCUAUCGACACAUGCAUUCCCAAAGUGACCUUAAAGGCCUACUGAAACCCACUACUACCGACCACACAGUCUGAUAGUUUAUAUAUCAAUGAUGAAAUCUUAACAUAGCAACACAUGCCAAUACGGCCGGUUUAGUUUAUUAAAUUGCAAUUUUAAAUUUCCCGCGAGGUAUCCUCUUGAAAAUGUCGCGGAAUGAUGACGCUUAUGUUGACGCGUGCUUGUGACGUUAUUGGUUGGAGCGGACAUGUUCUCCCAGCACCACUCACGGCUUAAAGUAGUCUGUUUUUAUCGCAUAAUUACACAGUAUUUUGGACAUCUGUGUUGCUGAAUCUUUUGCAAUUUUUUCAAUUAAUAAUGGAGACUAUAAAGAAGAAUGCUGUUGGUGGAAAGCGGUGGAUUGCAGCUGCCUUUAGCAACCGAAACACAGCCGGUGUUUGUUUGUUUGUUGUGAAGCUUUAACAGAACGGUCAAGCGAACAUGUUUCUCUACGUCAUGGGUGUCAAACUCAAAUACAGAGUAGGCCAAAAUUUUAAACUGAACAAAGCCGCGGGCCGAGGUUGAACAAAUUCACCUGCAAAAUAGAGUUUGCAAUAAACAUAAUAAUAAUAAUUGAAAAAUAUCAAUGGCAUAUCAAAUUAUAUAUUGUAGCGUCCCAGAAGUGCUAGUGUUGCAAGGGGUUCUGAGUAUUUGUUCUGUUGUGUUUAUGUCGUGUUAUGGUGCGGAUGUUCUCCCGAAAUGUGUUUGUCAUUCUUGUUUGGUGUGGCUUCACAGUGUGGCGCAUAUUUGUAACAGCGUUAAAGUUGUUUAUUCAGCCACCCUGAGUGUGACCUGUUUAAGCAUGCCUUGCAUUAACUUAUGUGUGUGUAAAAUCCGCUUAUAUUGUGUGACAAUGUUUGUAUGUAGGAAAAGCGGACGUGAUGCAAGGUUGUAGAGAACGCUAAAAGAAGUGCCAUUAAAACACGCCACCAAUAUUGUUGUCAGGGUGGAAAUCGGGAGAAAUUUGGGAGAAUGGUUCCCCCGGGAGAUUUUCGGCCGGGUUGGCAAGUCAGAGUAUUAGCGGUGUUAGAGCAGCAUCACCGCUGUAUAAUACCGGCAGGCCAGCUCUAAUGUUUAAUUUGAUAUUGCCUCAAGGGCCAAAAUAAAUUACACGGGGGCCAGAGUUUGACACCCAUGCCCUACGUCAACCAGCAAGUUUUUGGAUGGGAAAAUUGUGAUAUUAAGUUGGCUCUUACCGGAGACUUGAGCGAAUUAUGCGACCACCUGCAGCAGCUGUCAAAAAGGCAGCUGUGAUCUUGGCUCCUCCAUUUUCCCUCAGAGACACUGGUGGUCACCGCAGCUCUCCGACUUUCAGGUAUGACUUUAUAAUCUCACUAAAACACUAUUAACACAAUAAGCAGAUAAGGGAUUUUCCAGAAUUAUACUAGUAAAUGUGUCUAAUAACAUUCCACUACCGUCGCCUUUUCUUUUUUUUUUUUUAGUGCUUCCCUUUAACUUUCCUCAUCCACAAAUCUUUCAUCCUCGCUUGGUCCGAUUCGCUCUUGCUGCUGGUGGCUAUGAUUAUAAACAAUGUUCAGAUGUGAGGAGCCCUACAACCCGUGACGUCACGCGCACAUCGUCUGCUACUUCCGGUACAGGAAAGGCUUUUUUAUUAGCGACCAAAAGUUGGGAACUUUAUCGUCGAUGUUCUGUACUAAAUCUUUUCAGCAAAAAUAUGGCAAUAUUGCGAAAUUAUCAAGUAUGACACAUAGAACGGACCUGCUAUCCCCGUUUAAAUAAGAAAAUCUCAUUUCAGUAGGCCUUUAACUUAAGUAUGUACUCAACUACAUUUAUCCUUGCGCUCUAAAAAUGAUCUUUCAGUGUGACUUAUUCUUGUGCCUUGACUGUAAUAACUGUGUCUUAAAUGUCAGCUAUGCUAACUUUAAAUGUGUAAACCAUUAAUGCCUGUCAAAUGGAGAGACCUAAAGCCACAUGUAUCAAAUCUCCUAUUUGGCUUCCAUACUAGAGAAAACUGCUUUUAAGGUACUAAGUGUAGCUAUUAUGGAACUAUAUGUCAAUGAAAUAAAGUCCGAAAGAACUGUUUCAAAAUGGUGCAAAA